Molecule: messenger RNA, 2526 nt
Organism: Camponotus floridanus (Florida carpenter ant)
Lineage: Eukaryota; Metazoa; Arthropoda; Insecta; Hymenoptera; Formicidae
Gene: olf186-M
Exons: 5
Coding region: 338-2251 (637 amino acids)
Molecular function (GO): signaling receptor binding
Source: RefSeq, a predicted model, not a curated record
UCUCAAUCGUUCCGCGCCGCAAACAAAUCGCUGUGGAAACGUCACGCGGACAUGCGUUUCGAGUCUCUGUCGCAGAGAUAUCGCGCUCGUUUGUUGUGAGCGUCGUGUGUGAAUCGUUCAUUUGAAUUGGACGAAGGUAAGCAUCGCGUUACUCUCCUGAUUCAAUCCGAACGAUUUCGCAUUCGUUACAAUCCAUUACAAUUUCGCAAUCGCGCGUAAAUAUAAAUUGAACGUAGUACAAUAUCUCUCUCUCUUUCUCUCUCUCUCUGUAAUAUGGCACGUGAUAUGUACAUACGCGCGCGCGACAUACAGCACUUCUUUAUGAUAUUCUAUCUUCAUGCUCCGACAGGAUAUGGAUCCAGAAAAUGUGGGCAAGGACACUAUUCUGAAAGUGACAGAUUGGUUACGUGGAAUUUGGGAAAUGAGACGACGUGCCGGUGGACCAGUUCAACAAUGGAUUGAUUCAAUACCAUUGCCUACAAAAUCGGACAGUACAAACGAAUGUCAAGAACACAAUUCGAAUAAACCAUUAACACCAACAGAGCCUAAAAACAUUCCGUUUCCUAAAGCUUCAAAGCUUCCAAGCAUGACUAUAUCAGCGCCUAUCAAUGUUCCUACUUCAUCGACAAUGAAUACACCAAUACUUCCAAGUUCGCUUCCUCAUAGACUGGCACGAGAUGCGAGCUUUCAAUCAGACAGUAGCCACUGUAGUAGUGUUGAAAGUUUAUUAGAAUUACGAAAAGCGGAUCCGACAGCAAUUUUGCUUGAUCUUGGUUUCGGCGGUUGCUCAACCAGUCCGCGGGAGAACGAUCCAAUUUCUCGCAUUCCUAAGAGAUUCCUUCAGCCGUCAUCGUUACAAGGCAUUGCUAUAGAUGAGUUUCUUAAGCAACAACAAGAGAGUAGUGAAUCUUUUGAUUCGGUAUCUUUAGGAUACAGAGGCCUAACAGGAUCGCCAUAUGUAGCUCCAUCAGAAAUUGUGCAAAAAAUUAUGGAACGUUUGCGGGAACACGAAAGCCAUGAAAUGGAUACAAAUUCAUAUUAUUGUGAGCAGUACAAUCCUUUACAAAACCCAGGAAGACUUUCUGUGUUGUCUCCUGAUAACAGGCAGUUUUUAGAACAACCACGUUCCAAGAGUCCUGAUAUGUGCAACAAACGUAUGAUUAUAGGACAAAAAUCAUUUGCUUUUGGAUGUGAUGGAAAUUUAAUCGAAAUAUCCAAUGAUACAAAUCUUACGUCCAAUAAUACAAUAGAUAAUCGUAAUUCAUUGGAUAUUAAUGCAUCUAUAGAAUUAAAGCAAUCACCUUUAGAAGAAAGUAUAACGCUUGAACAUCGGUAUUUUUCAAACAAAGACAAGAAACUAACGAAACAAUUAUCGUUUGAUACUGUAGAUUUUCCCGAAACUGACCAAUUAUUAAAAGACAAUCGAGAGAUCGCGAAUAGUUUGAAUAUUGCUCAAAAUGGCACAAAUGUAGAUAAUAAUGAGCAAGAAUAUAAUUUAUUCAAUACAAUUUCCACAAAAGAUGAAAAACCUGAAUUUUUUGAUGUUCGAAGGGCUAGCGAUGGAUCGUGUGAUACUAAAUCAUUAAGAAGUAAAAUAUUUGACGGAAGACGAAGAUUUAGUGAUGGCGCAAUGCGCUCUAUUGAAAGUCAAAGUACGGAAUGCACAUUAAUGCAAAAGAGAAGAAGUCUCAAAAGACAGUCUAGAGUAUGUGAUACAACUGCAAAUUAUUGCGAACCUAUUAGGUCUAGCAUACCAAAUGCGAUAAUAGAAUGUAAAGUAGACAAUGAAGAGGAAAUAUCUAGUGAUGUAACUAAUAGUACACACCAACCAAAUAUGCUGAAGUCACUUGAGUCAACUGAAAGUAACAAUCUAGUACUAAAAACAGAUACAGAAUCUUUACUUAGAGAACCCAAUUAUAUGUCUUCACUAUCAAAAAUUAGCGAAACUAUUGAUAAAAUGAAAUGCUUUGAAACUAUAGAAGAAAAUUUAGCAUCAGGUGAACAUUCUUGUUUGCAAGAUAAUCAAGUUUGUUGUUGCAAAGAUAAAAUUUGUAUAGAUUGUAAGCGUAGUAAAAAUUAUCCAGAUUGUUGUCGUCAUGUCGACAAACGGAAAUAUUGGAAGAAGAUGAAAAAGAUAAUGCGAGAAAAUAAAAAAUUAGAGGAUAAAUUAGCAAAAAGUAGGAGAGAAGUGGCAGAAAUUCGUGACAUGCUAAGUAGCGUUUUAUCAGUCAGAAUGGAACCAGGAUUUUAAGUAGAUUGUUAAAAAACUUGCUAUUUUUGUGAAUAAGAAAAAUGAUUAAUUGUGUAGUUAUAUGAUCUUGUGAUAUAGUUAAAUAUGUGUGUGUGUGUGCAUCAGGGUAAAAAAUUAAUAAUACUUCAUAAACUCGAACUUUCUAUAACACUUUAUGAAUUAAUCUAUAUAUUUUCCUAUUUUAGAAAUCUCAAAUAUUUUCGAAGCUCGUGUUUUAUAAGAUAUUAAUAGAUAUUUCUAUAAUGUAUACACAUGAGAACAAUCACUUUUUUAAC